This is a messenger RNA of Dovyalis caffra, 765 nucleotides long. The record is from the annotation of a GenBank genome assembly. NCBI's taxonomy places the organism in Eukaryota, Viridiplantae, Streptophyta, Magnoliopsida, Malpighiales, Salicaceae.
AUGAGUGAUAAAACUUUUAUUUGCCUUCUCGUUCUUUUCUUGGCUGUCACAGGUGGGAAAUCUGACGUAACUUUCAACUUCGAAAAUAAUUGCCUGGACAACGUGUGGCUCUCCUCUAGUCCCUCCGAUGGAGACUUGGAUCCAGAAAGCGGACCGGGUACCCUAGAAAUAUUUGACAUGCCAGAUCCAUGGACCGGUAGCAUUUGGGCACGGACCAAGUGUUCUGCCAAUGACUCAAAUUACUUCUCAUGCGAAACCGGAGAUUGCCGGUCCGGCAAUCUAAGCUGCCAAGGUCCACAGCCAACUUUUCCGGUUACCCUACUCAAUUUUGAUAUCAAACAAAACGUGGUCUCCUACGAAGUCAGCUUGGUCCAUGGCCACAAUAUUGCCGUCAGGAUCCAGCCAGAUGGUGGGUCGUUAGUAGGUGGGUCAGGACCUUGUCCAGUCGUAGAUUGCAUUCAAGAUAUCAGCAAUGUCUGUCCUGCUCCUCUGGUGGCCAAAAACGAAAAUGGGGCAUACGUUGGGUGCAAUAGUGCAUGUGAUGUACUCAAGGACUGUAACCCUAAUCAAUACACACAAGCCUUCAAGCAACUGUGUAAUUUAGCACACAUUUUUCCUGGUGACAGUACCCCUCCGCUCUAUAAAUGCAGUGGGGCUGCUGUUCUUGGCAAAAUCACCAUUGCUAAUCCUAUGCUCGAGACAACAUUUGAGAACUACCCAAAAGGAAAACUUUUAUCUCGCUCUCUUAGGUUGGUUCAGGUGUAG